AUGGCUCUUCUGUCCAAGAAAUGUUUUUAUAAAUACUUGAACCCUUAUGGAAGUCUCCUACGAAAUUUCACGGUUUCUUCCCUACGAUCCCAGAAGAUUCAAUCCCUUGAUGAUUUUGUCUUACCUGAAUUGAAAUCAGAAGAGAAAACAUUAUACGAUACAUCAAAAAGGAUAUUCUUAAAAGCAAAUCAGAUUUACAAUGAUCAAAAGAAAAAUAAGUACAAAAACAAAGCUCAAAGGGGAAACAAGGGGAGUGGUAGACUGCCACGAGAUUUGGACAAAUUACCAGUGAUUGACCGAUCAUUUUUCAUGGACUUCAAACCUACAGAAAGCGAAGAAGGGAAUGAUAUCAAUAACUCCAUCGAAACAUACAAACCUCUUGAUUCCGUAAUAGGUGCUAAAAAGUUUGGAAAACUAGUAAAGACUAUGAAUAAUGCCUUUACAAAGGAACAACUAAGAGAAUACUACGACCACCAGCAAUCAAUCAAUCCAGGAAUGCGAUGGAAAGGUUCAAGUUCUUUGGUCAAGUUGAAAUUGAUUGAAAGAAUCAUAUUAGAUGUUUGGAAUAUCAGUAAAAGCAAAAAGCUAAUUGUCAAUGAUAUGCUAGAAGACCGACAAUUGCUAUUGAAACCUUGGCAACGUUAUUUGUUGGGUUUCAAUCAAUCAUUAUUAUUCAAAAACAUGUUAAGAUUGAAAGUUAAAGGUAAAUUUAGUAAAAACAAAUUACAAUUAACUGGAUCUGAAUCUGAUUUAAAUUUCAUUGAACCUGAACUACAUAAAUUGCUACUGGAUUACACAAUGGAAAGUGUUGAUUUGUCAUUAUUUCUUGAAAAGAAUAUUGUAAUCAACUUUGAUUUGAUUCAGGAGAUGGCCAAAGUAUAUUUCCAUAGAACAAAGAAGACCAGCAAUGUAUAUGAAAUCUACGCUAAAAAGACUGAAGGAAUCUCAUUAGCUAAACGAUUGUUGAUUUGGUCACUCAAUUCCAACCCUCAUAUUAAAGAUGAAGUUUUUGGGAAAUCAACACUUUUAGAAUCAACUUUUGUGCCAUUUUCUAAUGAGGAGUUAUUCCCCUGGUACAAGCGUCCAUUCAAUUAUUUUGCACCGCUUAAGAAGGACCACAAAUCAUCAAAUGACUUGGUUUUUGACAAGUUUGAUAAAAUGAGUAAUUAUUUCAUUGAACUGGAAGAAUUGGAAGAGUUGACUGAUGCUAGAUUUUCCCUAGGAGAAGAGAGAUUUCAAGACAACACUGAGAUAGAUCUUGAUGAAUUGUUGAACACGGCUACCGAUGAAUCAUCAAAAGUGGAUUUCCCAGAUAUGACUAAAAUCCUUGAUAAUCAAGAGAAAGCAAAACAACAAAAGCAAUCUCAUCAAGAUUUGGAAGAUUUACGCAAGGAAUUAGGAACAUUUUCAAAUGAAGAUGUUGAUGUUAGUGAGUUUCCUAAUAUCGCAAAAUUAGUGGAAGAUUUUGAAAAUGCUGAUUCGUCAAAACAACCAGAUAAUCUUGAAAAUUUAAGAAAAGAAUUAAACCAAUUUGCAGAAACCGAGGAAUCUAAAGAUAUCAAUUUUGAUGUAAUUGAUAAAUUGAUUGAACUGGAGACUGACCAAGGUGUUUUGUCGUCUGAAUCUUUAGACACAGAUAUCAGUGAGCAUUUAACGAAACAACAGAUUGAUGAUUUAUAUGAAAACGUUUCAGACUUGACAUUCACAUCUGACUUGAAUGGAGUAAAUGAAGAAAACAUUGUCAGUUCUGCCUAUACAUUACAAUUUGGAACUCUUGUUAUGAAGAAUAAAAAAUCACCUUCAGAUGGUUUAAUUCCUAAACCAGUUUCUCCAAUCACUGAAAAUCAAGAAUUCCAAUUUGUCAAUUCUGCUCCAUUUAUGAAUGAUUUGAUUAGUUCUUACCCCGUUAUUUCUCAACCUGGUCGUCAAGAGUUAAGUGAACAACCAUAUGCAAACAGUAUGGCAAUUCGUUUGGUUCCAUCAAUGUAUCAAAUGAAAAAGAAAAAUAAAUAUGAGGUCACUGACAAGUAUGUAAAUUAUCCACCAGUUGAAAUCCAGGCCAAUCUUGAUCGUGGGAGAAUAUUACAUUACACAUUGCAAGUUUUGUCUCUUGAAGCAGUGAAAAAUGUGGCAGUUCCAUUACCUAAAUUGCCGUGUGAUAUUCAAGUGUCAAGAUUAUUACUUGGUAGUUUAUUACCUAUGAAUGAGGAGUCGUCGUCGUCGUCGUCAUCGUCAUCGUCGUCACUGUCUCCAGAAGUUAGAUUAGCUAGUCAACCUGAUUUAAUCAACUUUUUAGAAGAAUCAAAAUUGAACUUUUCUGGUACAGAGAAAAUCAGUGUUAAACCUUCACUUGAACUAAUUAUUAAUGGAGAACCAGUGAAAUAUGAUUAUUUGCACGUUUCUUAUAAGACAGAUAUGAACUUUAAGGUCAAUGAACGAGAACUAUUAGUGAGUUUUAUAGAAGGUGGUGAAUUUGGUGGUAGAAGUUGUGAAAUUGCUAUUGGUAAUGGAGAAUUAUCAAGAGAUGAUUUUGAAAAGUUGUUAAAAGAUUCAAUACAAUUGAUUAAUCAAAUUUAA
Messenger RNA from Candida dubliniensis CD36, 2577 nucleotides. RefSeq lists its product as uncharacterized. The record is from RefSeq and is a predicted model, not a curated record. The coding region runs from base 1 to 2577 and encodes 858 amino acids. Lineage: Eukaryota; Fungi; Ascomycota; Pichiomycetes; Serinales; Debaryomycetaceae. The transcript has a single exon.